AACGAUUUUGGUCAGAAUUAUUUCAGCUGUCGAAUCAAGCGGAUCUCCAGCGAACGGAUACGAAUUUCAAAGUGGAAACGAGCAACGACAUCGGCCAUAUCAGCAAUUAUUUUAUAGUGAAAUCGAAUCCAUAGCCAUAGUGACUUUAAUACGUAUGCAAUCAAAAUGAUGCGACUAUUGCAGUCUCGUGCAGCAGCAUGCUGCACAAAAGAAACAAUUACAAAGUCAUUCAGUAGAUGGCGCCAUCAUGGACGUGUUAUAGCCAUACGUCGUGAAGAUCAAUCAGUUUGGGAGCGUAGAGCUGCACUUGGCCCCUCUCAUGUCCAGAAGCUGGUUAAGCAAGGUGUAAAGGUUAUAGUGCAACCAUCAAAUCGUCGUGCCUAUCCCAUGCAGGCCUACCUGCAAGCUGGUGCCAUCAUCCAAGAGGACAUCAGCGAGGCUUCCGUUAUAUUUGGGGUGAAGCAAGUGCCCAUCGAUGCUCUCAUACCGGGCAAGACCUACUGUUUCUUCUCGCACACCAUCAAAGCGCAGGAGUCGAAUAUGCCCCUGUUGGAUGCCAUUCUGGAGAAGAAGAUUCGCUUAAUCGACUACGAACGCAUCAUCGACGAGCGCGGAGCCAGACAGGUGGCGUUUGGCAAGUACGCCGGUGUUGCUGGUAUGGUUAACAUUUUACAUGGCUUGGGCUUGCGUCUGUUGGCUCUGGGUCACCACACACCUUUCAUGCACAUUGGCCCAGCUCACAACUAUCGCAACUCGUCCAUGGCCCGUCAAGCUAUCAGAGAUUGUGGCUACGAAAUUGCUUUGGGCAUGAUGCCAAAGUCAAUUGGUCCUCUCACCUUUGUCUUCACUGGCUCCGGAAAUGUCUCCCAAGGUGCUCAGGAAGUUUUCCAGGAACUGCCAAUUGAGUAUGUACCUCCAGAAAUGUUGAGAAAAGUUGCCGAGCACGGAAGUCAAAAUAAACUUUACGGCUGUGAGGUCAGUCGAUCGGACCAUUUGGAACGUCGCGAGGGAGGUGGCUUUGAUGCCAAGGAGUAUGACGAAUUUCCCGAACGCUAUAUUUCCACGUUUAGCCAAAAGAUUGCACCAUACGCCUCGGUUAUUGUGAACGGCAUUUAUUGGGCUGUGGGAAGUCCUAAAUUGAUCAGUAUUCCCGAUGCCAAAAAUCUGUUACGACCAGCCAACACUCCUUGGUUACCCACCAGCAAGGGCAGCCCCUCCUUGCCUCAUCGCAUGUUGGCCAUCUGUGAUAUUUCUGCUGAUCCUGGCGGUUCCAUUGAGUUCAUGAACGAAUGCACCACAAUUGACACACCCUUCUGCCUUUAUGAUGCCGAUCGCAACAAGGACACCAAGAGUUUCAAGGGCCCCGGUGUUUUGGUGUGCUCAAUCGACAACAUGCCCACACAGAUACCCCGUGAAGCUACCGACAUGUUUGGUGAAUUGUUAACACCAUUCGUUAGUGACAUCAUCAAGAGCGAUGCCAAGAAACCACUGGAGGAGGAAAACUUUGCCUAUCCGAUCAAAUCGGCUAUUAUUGCCAGCAAUGGAAAACUAACAGAUAACUAUCAGUACAUUCAGGAGCUUCGUGAAGCCAACAAUUAUCGUUCACGUCACAAGAUUGAAGGUCGUUCAGAUGCCGACAAAAAGGUGUUGGUCUUAGGAGCCGGUAUGGUCUCGGCCCCCUUAGUUGAAUGGUUGCAUCGUGAAAAGGAUGUUUCGAUCACGGUUUGUUCGCAGGUUAAAGAAGAAGCUGACCGCUUGGCCAACCAAUAUGCCGGUGUGGACAGUCUUUACCUAAAUGUCACCGAGAGCACCGAUCAUCUGCAAGAACUUUGCGGUAAGGCCGAUGUGGUGGUUUCCUUGUUGCCCUACAGCUUACAUGGCAUGGUGGCCAAGUACUGCGUAGCUGAGAAGACUCACAUGGUCACUGCCAGUUAUGUAAAUGAUGAAAUCAGCGCUCUUCACGACGAGGCUCGUCGCAAUGGCGUGACAAUUAUGAAUGAAGUCGGUUUGGAUCCUGGUAUCGAUCACUUUUUGGCAUUGGAAUGUAUUCAUGAGGUCCAGGAAAAGGGUGGCGUUGUUGAAUCUUUUGUAAGUUUCUGCGGUGGCCUACCAGCUCCUGAGCAUUCAGAUAACGCGCUGCGUUACAAAUUCUCUUGGUCCCCACGCGGUGUCUUAUUGAACACUCUGUCCGCUGCCAAGUACUUGAGCAAGGGACAAAUUGUGGAAAUUUCCGGUGGUGGCGAUCUCAUGUCAAAUCCAAAGAGCUUAGACUUUUUGCCUGGUUUCGCCUUGGAAGGUUUCCCCAAUCGCGACUCUACCAAGUAUGCUGAGCUUUACGGUCUAGGACGUGACAUACACACCUGCUUGAGGGGUACAAUUCGCUACAAGGGCUUCUCGGAAUCAAUUCAACCCAUGCAACUGUUGGGUUUGAUUGAUCCUGAACCCCAUUCGCUGUUGCAUCCAAGUGGACCUGAUCUAACAUGGCGUCAGCUCGUGAUCCAUAUGUUGGGUCUGGUGGACACCAGUAUUUUCUAUGAAAAUUUGAAACAAAAACUAGUCGAACGUAUUGGAGAUGCUGACUGCUUAGAAAGUUUGGGAUUGUUGGAUGAGACUCCUGUUGUGAAGUUGAACACUCCCUUGGACACUUUGAGCCAUUAUCUUGCUAAUCGUUUGGCCUUUGAACGCAACGAACGCGAUUUGGUUAUUUUGCGCCACGAGGUAGGCAUUCGCUGGCAAGAUGGCCGUCGUGAGGAACGUGGCAUUAAUUUUGUCGUAUACGGUCAACCACAUGGUCACUCCGCCAUGGCCAUGACCGUUGGCAAGCCAGCUGCCAUUGCUGCCAAAAUGAUUUUGGAUGGAGAGAUCCAGGAACGUGGCGUUGUCCUUCCCUUCACUCCAGACAUCUAUCGACCAAUGCUUCAGCGUUUACGUGCCGAAGGUUUGACGGCAACCGAAACCACAAAAUGGAUCCAGUAAAUAGCAACACCGGCUUUGUGUAAUUAUAUGUUUUGUAAUAUUGUAUUUAAUAUUAGCUACGUAGAGUAAGAAUUUUGAAAAAAAAAAAUAAAAAAAUAAUA
This is a messenger RNA of Musca domestica (house fly), 3077 nucleotides long. RefSeq names its product alpha-aminoadipic semialdehyde synthase, mitochondrial (gene LKRSDH). Gene Ontology annotation, molecular function: saccharopine dehydrogenase activity. The transcript has 7 exons. Bases 166 to 2976 code for a protein of 936 amino acids. Lineage: Eukaryota; Metazoa; Arthropoda; Insecta; Diptera; Muscidae. Gene Ontology annotation, cellular component: cytoplasm. The record is from RefSeq and is a predicted model, not a curated record.